This is a messenger RNA of Suillus subalutaceus, 333 nucleotides long. RefSeq lists its product as uncharacterized. The transcript is spliced from 2 exons. The record is from RefSeq and is a predicted model, not a curated record. Lineage: Eukaryota; Fungi; Basidiomycota; Agaricomycetes; Boletales; Suillaceae. The coding region runs from base 1 to 333 and encodes 110 amino acids.
AUGAAUGAAUACUACGAGUAUUUCGAACCCGACUACAAAUUAGACAUGAGGUCAUCAAAUAGGGAGGAUAUGAAUACACCAGAGUAUGGGUUUCGAAGGUAUUGGAAAGGUGUUGGAAUGUUCAUCAAACUACUAGAUAUCCCAAACAUUCCGAUGGACAACAAUAUGGAUGACCUUAAUCAGGAUGAAGACUUGAUUCCUCCUGAUGUCAGGAGACACCGGCGGCUAUUGGACUCUCACAUCCAAGCAGACAGAGAGCUAUCUGACUCGGAUGAUGAGAGAGAGGGGGGCGUAGAGAUCACGCACAUCAUCGGGAUCGUGACAGCAAACUGA